Molecule: messenger RNA, 1164 nt
Organism: Vollenhovia emeryi
Lineage: Eukaryota; Metazoa; Arthropoda; Insecta; Hymenoptera; Formicidae
Exons: 2
Coding region: 624-1130 (168 amino acids)
Source: RefSeq, a predicted model, not a curated record
UGGGGGAGAAACUCUGUUGGAGAUAUAGAAUUGUAGUUUGUAAAAGGUAACUAACAAUAUAUUUUCUAUCACAUUCUAUCUUAUUCUAUAUGAGUGGGCGGGGGAAGAUGUAGGGUUAAGGGUGGGGUAAGUUAAAAGUUUUCCUGGGACUUCAACUAGUAAAGACGCCCUCAGAGUUUCAGUCGUCGCCGUCGAAGUGAGUCGAUUUCUCCGGUGUUUCCAGUACAGUGUUAGAAGAAUGAAUCAUUACGUUCCUCUGGAUAUGUCGUCCAAGAAACAGUGUAACGCUUUUAGCAAUCGGCGUUACAUGCCGUAUGUUCCUCGAAGCAGUUAUACGCCAUCCGUUCCUCAAGAUGAAACUGCAUCGAGCAAGAAACUGUGGUGACGUGUAAGUACCAUAAAGCUACUACAUAUUUACACACAUUUUUUCCACAUAUAAUUGUAUUUAUUUUACUUUAUAUAUUCUUUCAGUUCUGAUGAACCUCAUAACCCACCGCGUAUCAUGUGCAGGAGGUUACCGCUGACAUCUGCAGCAUUCAAAUAUACAUAUAGAUAUUGGGAUCAGAGUAGUACCUCGUGCAUCCUACGUAGAAAUAAUUCUCGGCGAUAAUAAAGGACAUCAGAUGGAGUUAGAUCAAUCAAUUUGGAAAGAAGACAGAGAAAAUCCAUCAAAAAUAGACCAGCUGCUAAAGGCAACAGAUGCGGCAUCAUCAUCAGCGGUACAGCUUAAUCAUUUAGCUGUAGAACUAGUUAGAACGCGCCACGGAAAUAUUGUAAAAGUAACAUCAAAUAAUACUUCUAUGUACAUGAAACCAUCAACCAUAUCAUUUUUAUUUGAACUGGAACACUGUGUAGAUCGCAUAUAUUUUCAACUGUAUGAUGAUCUAGAAACAGUACAUGAGAUCUUCGAAGAACUCGUUGUGCGUUUACAAGAUAUAUGGAUGAGUGGCGAAAAAAAAUGUGAUACACCGAACGAUGCAGUUAAAAUCCUACACGACAUGUACUAUAAAAAUUCAAUCGAAAAUUGUGAAUUUAUUUCGAUCAUAAAGUGCGAAUUAAUGGCUUAUGCCGUAAAAGAAAUUCUUGCCGAAGCCAAAAGUCGGGGUGAUGUUGAUUUUGAUAAAAAUUGAGAUAAUAAAAUGAGAUUAAAAUUUUUUUAAUGGC